AUAACCUUAUUGGGGAGGGUUGCCUUGGCUUCGUUACAUCCGGGUCCCUCUCCCUGUAUCUCCAGUCGGGGCCCUGGUUUCCUGUAUCCUCCGCUAGUGGGGUGAGGCAGGAGGGCGGGCGCCUGCUCGCUCCCCGCAACUGGUGGCAGGAAGAUGUCCGGACCCGGGGUGCCCACGGCCGCAGGCGCCGGAGGGGCGAGGAGUCCUGGGGCGGCUCCGGAGUGGGGAGCCUUCGAGGACAACAUGCAGGUAUGGGAAGGAGAGAGGGAGGAGAGAAAAGGGGUGCAGGAUAGAGCACCAUCCGCGAUGGUGUAUGUACCCUGCGGGUUACGUUUACGCUGCCCUGUUCCGGAGUAACUUAAUCCGGAGUAACUGCCACCCUUCACAUAAUCAUGGAAAUUUACCCCGUUUCGGGGUAAAGCCAUCAACCAACCCGCCAAGAUGCUAUGGGAUUUACAAUAUUAGAUGAGGAAUGGGGUAAACUAUGGUCAGAUCCAACCCCACAGAUCAGCUUCAGUCCAAGUAAAGGAAAACACAUAGGUGGCAUUUAUGUCUGCAACGUUUGGCUAGAAUUACAAAAGAGGGAGAUCUGUCUAUCUAUCUAAUGUAUUAAGACCAACCACAACAACCCACCAACCUGCUUCAAAUGCUCGUCUUCUACUUGAAAGUUUGGGGAAGUAGUAAUUAUUUUCAUAGCUGGCGGCUGUCAGUCAGGGCCGUACACCUCAGUCCUAACCAUGUUUCCUCAGAAGUAUGUUUUGUUGAAUUCAGUGGGGCUUACUCCCAGGUAAGUAGGAUUAAAAUUGCAGUCAUAAGUGGUACUUGCUUUCCUCCAGUCCUGCUGGAGUUGAUUUGAGACUGCCACAUCUGGUAUUGGAGGACUGCAAAAUGUUUUUGGUUUUUAGCAAUCUGUACACACACACACACAUAUAUAUCCAACCAAAAUGUACUUCAGGGAGGAAGAUGUUCCGGUUUAAGGAGCUGACUGUCAGUUAGUUUCAGGCAUGGAUGCCAGGCCUACCGAUGUAUUAUUUAUGGCUUCAGUCAUAGAAUCAUAAACUUGUAGAGUUGGAAGGAGUGCUGAGGGUCUUCUGGUCCAAACCCCCUACAAUGCAGGAAUCUCCACUAAAGCAUCCAUGACAAACGGUCAUUCAACCUCUGCUUAAAAACCUCCCGAGGGAGCCCAUUCCACUGUCAAAGAGCUGUUAGUGUCAGAAUGUUUUUCCUGAAGUUUAAGUUGGACCCAUAUAUAAUGUAGGGGAGAGGUGGGGAAGCAGCAUCUUGUAAAAUGUAAAAUUUUGACUAGCAGCUAUCAGGAAAUUGUGCCACUAUUUAGGUAAAAUGUCAUUCAUUUUAUGCUUUGUUAAGUUGUCCUAUGAAUAUUUAUGCUUACAACAUAUUCAAAACUUCAUUAAAAUGUGCCACAAGGAUAUUAAGGUGAGAGCAAGGCGAGGCUCCUUGAGAACGUUCCUGAGGUGUGGGAUUGUAUCUGAGAAGGCCUGCUUCCUGAUUAUCAGGGCCUUGCUUUAAGCAGUGAAAGGACCCAUAAUUACUGUAGUGUACAGACUGGUUUAGGUGAGAGCCAGUGUUAGAAACUGGGAUAGAAAUGCUAGGAACCAAAUGGCUUCUGGGACCUGGGUUGUGGGCAUCAAAACAGAAUGUCUAGUCGCCAUUUGCUGGCGGGGGGGUCGGCACCACUUUUUAUGUAUUAUUUUGAUAAGCAUGAAUUAAUACGCAAUUCACGUAAGUGGCACAUUUUUAGCAGAAAUUGUUAAUACAUCUUUAAUUUGGUGUUUACAAUAAAAAAUACUCUUUAUUGUUAAACUCCUUAACAUAUUGUCUAUCCUUAACAUUUAUUUUGAGUCUUCAAAGCACAUGCGUUUCAGUAAUCCUUGUGUGUCAGCCAGGCACAAAAAAUGGCACCCAGCUACCUUUAAUGCUUUGCAUAUCUUUGCUUAAUUCAGGGCGGGGGCUCUGCUGUAAUUGAUAUGGAAAAUAUGGAUGAUACAUCUGGCUCCAGUUUUGAAGACAUGGGUGAGAUACACCAACGCAUGAAGGAAGAAGAAGAAGUGGACGCAGAGGCGGCAGCUGCAGAUGAGGAAGAUGGCGAGUUCUUGGGAAUGAAGGGCUUUAAGGGUCAGUUGGGUCGGCAAGUAGCUGAUCAGGUAAGCUGCAUUCUACUUGGUUUGUUCUUGCUUCUCUGCUGUGAAGAAGUUCUAAGCCCAGGAGACUGCUGGUUCCUGCAAGCUCAUUGACUGUAAUCCUCUAAGGACAAUGAUUGGCGUUUCUUCCAAAGCAUAGACUUGGGUUCUAUGUUCACAUUUGUCUUUCUCAGAUGGACAACAUAUAUUCUGUGACCUGCACAUGGGCCACAGGCCUUGCUAUAUGCAUGCAAGACAGUGCAGCCAGAACUAGAUUUAUAAAAACCUAUUACUCAAAAUUAGAUUUAGCUCCUGUUCUUUUAACCCACACAGUAGAAAACAGACCGUUUAUUUCUCUUCUGGUUGGAGAAACAUAAGCUAGACUUGUAAACUUCUUUGACACUUUUUUUUUUUUUACAAUCAAGCAGUAUAUAAAUAAAUUUUAUGAAAAUAAAUAACUGCAUAUCCCCCUGUCAUGCUCCAGGGGGUUCCCUCUGGGGCUGGAGUCUCAAUCCCAAGAGGAAGAGGCCUCUUCAUGAAACACUCACUAAGGGCGGCAGGGUUGAAGGUGCAGCACAGGCCAAGUAAGCCUAAGUCAAGCACUGAAAAUCAGUCUAGUUCCAAAAUGUGAUCCAGAGGAAAGGUCAGGCAACAGCCAAAGCUGAAUAUCAUAGAAGUUCAGGCACGGGAAAGGAGCUGAAGACCUGCAUUGUUUCCAAUGGGGCUCAAGAGGGAGACCUUAUAUCUUGGGCUUCCUAGACCACACCCUAACCACAACUGCUGGUAGUAAAGGAGUUCUAUGGGACUGCUUACUCACCAGUAGAUGCUUCACAAGCCAUGCUAUGGCUUUGGGUCCAAAGACCUAUGCUAUGUCCUCCCUCUUCAACCUGCCCCUUUUGGCGGCAGCAUUUUCAAGAACUGAUGGGUGGUUUCACCUGCUCCUUUGACAGCUCCAAGCCUUCCUUCAGCAGGGCCCCUUGAAAGGAUCCUCAGCACUGGUUCCAUGAGUCCCUGCCUGCUCCUCAAGGUCCUCAACCUGUGGACUGUCUGGUUAACUCUCCAACAGCUUCAUGUCUGGCAUUGGGUCUGGCCAGGCAUGACACCCCCUCUAUUGCACAAUCUUGCAUUCCUCGUGAGAAACUGAGCAAGAAUCAGCAACAUGCCUGAGCCUUCUCCGCAUUCAUUUGCAGAGGUAGUAGUCUCUACCCACAGCUCCAAACUAGUUGUUGCACAACUACAAAGAUCACUGAUGUGCAGUGCAUUCUAAAAUAUGGCAUGAAUGUUGAUCCCUGUGCAAAAGCUGUAGAAUUCAAUGCAAUAAUCUAGUCAUCAGCACUAAGAAAGGAGAGCUCAGUUUCUUACAAUCUCUCUUUUCUAGAUGUGGCAAGCAGGAAAGAGACAAGCCUCCAAGGCUUUCAAUCUCUAUGCCAACAUUGAUAUCCUCAGGCCCUACUUUGAUGUUGAGCCAAACCAGGUUCGGAACAGGUAAGCAAAUGGCAGGUUCUUCCUUCCACUUUUCCAGAUUUGCUUUGUCUGCCAAUGGCUUUCCUAAAGCUGCUGUCUAUUAUGUUAAUAACAGAAGCACAAUUCAUUUAAGAAAGCAGUUACCUGGCACCCCACAUCUUUGUUAUUAAUAAGGUGGCUGUUCAGAUUAUAGAGACAAGUACCAUACCACACAUCUGUUUUGCUUACCAGCCUUUUAUAAUGCAGCAUUGGAGGAGAUGUUCAAGAAUUCUUGUAGCUGUGCUGUAAUUUCUCAAACCAUUUAUUCCAAACUUUUUCAUUUUCAAUCUUUUGAUGGUAGUGCACAAGCAAAACAGGGCUGUGUAGUAUCAGUUCAACAAAUUGCUUAGCCUUGUGUGCCCUGUCAAAUGAAUGUAAAUCAGAGUUCCUUUAAUCUGUCCUUACAAUACUGAUUAUUGAAAGCACAAACUGCUGUUGGGCUCCCUCUCUUGUACAUGACUAUUGAACUAACCACAGGAAGACAAUUAAAAAACUCCUGCUCAUACUGCCAGCCUCACUAGCAACACUAUUUCAUCCUUAGCAGCAGAGAGUGAGGAGGGAGGUGGUGGCAGAUCAGGAUGGUUGCUGGGAAGCUGCCCUGUCCUGCCUGACGGUUCCUCCACAGCUCACCUAAACAACCCAGCAACCUACCUCUGUCUCACUCCUCCACUUCCCUUCUCACACUCCUGUGCUGCUACGAAGUCCCAGCAGCUUUUAGAAGUCUGUCAUCACACUCAGACACCAAGUGAACUGCAAAAUGACAACAUUAAGUUUUUAUUGUAUGUUAAGAUAUGAAGCCUUCCAUCAUUAACAUUUUGAUCUACAGCAUCAGAUCUGUCAUAAGUUAAUUUUUAUUUAUUUUUUAAAUUUAUAGCCUGAUUUUUAGUCUAGCAGAGUUGUAUGUGAAUUUUAAAUGAGAUGUUUGUUCUAAGAGACCUUGCUGCUUGUUCAUUUGUUCAUAGCUAUUAACUCUCUCGUGCACAUCUUGUUCUCGUUUAGGUUGUUGGAGUCUAUGAUACCUGUUAAGAUGAUUAAUUUUCCCCAGGUGAGUUUGUGUGGUAGAUAACAGGUUUACGUUUUUUGUGUCAGAAGAGCAGGGAGCUUUUAGUUGGGGCUCUGCUUCACUUUCCCCCUCUCUAAGUUGGUGAGGUACUCUACCUGUGUCCCAGUGUGGAUGUGCAUUGGUGUUUCCUCGGAUGUUGAAUCCGUAGGUCAGAAGCUCUUUGGGGAAGGUUGACUGCUUUCCUAUUCCAGACAUAGUGGGGCCAUACUUUUGUUGUUCCUUUCUGCAUUUGUAUUCCUCUUCACAAAUUCACGUGUCAUUAAAAUCCCACCCAAGUGAUCAAUUACACCUUUCCUCUUUUAUAGAAGAUUGCUGGUGAACUUUAUGGUCCCCUCAUGCUGGUCUUCACAUUGGUGGCCAUCUUGCUCCAUGGAAUGAAGACAUCUGAUACUAUCAUUGUAAGCAAAGGAGCUGGUUUUCCUGACAUGUUCCUAUCCAGAGCCUUAUUUAGCUUUUGAACUUUCUUCACAGGAGUGUUGAAGUAUCUUAAACAUUCUAUGGUGAGAGAGAGUUCUGUGUAUGAGGUGCAAGUAAUUACUACUACAGACUUCUCUCCAGUUGAGUUUCAUGGCAAUUACUGCUUGAUAGUCCCAUUUCCAGUUUGCAAAGAGUGCUCCUCUAGCUUCUCUUGCUUUUUCAACAGAGGGAAGGCACAUUGAUGGGUACAGCAAUUGGCACCUGUUUUGGUUAUUGGAUAGGCGUCUCCUCCUUCAUCUACUUCCUGGCAUACUUGUGCAACGCUCAGAUCACCAUGGUCCAAAUGUUGUCGUUAUUGGUAAGUAAGAAUAAGCUCUCCAACUAACUGACAGUCUCCGAGAGUGUCUAAAGCAGGGGUGGGGAACUGGAUCCAGCCAGUGGACCCAAUUUUACUCUCCUUUAGCCCUAUGGGCUAGAUUAGGCAGGAAAUGGGCAGGUACCUGGCAUCAAUGUGAAAUCGGGUGACACAGCGCUUUGAAGACCCAAUAGUCAGUUGACCAUUGAGACAUCAAAUCCUCAAGCAGGGGCUUGCAAAGAGCUUUGCACUGUGCAUUGAACUCCUGACAAACAUCUGAGCACCAGUGCUUCAGAAGCCAGGUGCACCACAGUUGCUGGUGUUUCAAAAGGCCCUAUUGGCUCAGCCACCUUUUUACAUGUACACAUUUGACAUCAUGCAUGAUACCAGAUGAUUGGCAGAUGGGCGUGGCUUGACAAAACGGUCUGGUGGGUCAAAUAGGAAAGGCUGGGGAAGCUAAUGACGCAUGCGGGCUGGAAGUUCCCCAGCCGUGGUCUAAAGAGGACUGUGAAUUUCCCUCUUGGUAGAUAGUUUUGUAUCUUCACCAAAUAUAGAGCAACAGCUCUUUCUCUUUGGGGUUGAUUUGAGUGCAGUGGUGAGGUCGUCAAGUCAUUGAUCUUCUUUGGUUAAAGAGAUGUUUUAAAUAAUGCUUUAAAUAAACUGGAAAGGGACAAUGACUGUGAAAUUAGGCCAUUCUCGUUAGCUUCCAAACACUCUCCAGGCCUGUGUAGUGAUUAACCCCAUAAUAUAUUCAGACAUGCCUUGGGCAUAAUCUGACAUUUGUCUAAUAGCUCUAGUAGCCAGGCAUAAUUCUGACAUUCAGCUGCAGUACAUUGACUUGUACAGCUCCUGGCACUUUAGGCUGUGUGAGAAAAUGCAGUCAGAAUAUACUGCUGCUUCUGUUUGGGGGUUUUCACAUGCCCUCAUGCUUGUCUCUAAUGGGUUCCCUUCCUACACACAGGGCUAUGGACUUUUCGGGCACUGCAUCACCCUCUUUGUCACCUACAACAUCCACUUCCACUCCCUUUUUUAUAUCUUCUGGCUGGUGAUUGGCGGCCUCUCCACAUUAAGAAUGGUGAGUAACAGCAUGUCAUGCAUAUCAGUUUUUAGGAGUUGUUCAGAGAUAUGUAAGAAUUAGUAGCUGCAUUUUCUCCCCCCACCCCCACUUCCUUCUAUAUCCCUUUUUCUAUUAGCAUCCGGUAGAUUGUGUAUACCUGCCCUAGGUUAUGAAAUGUUUAAUGUAUUACGCACUCAUCAGCCAUUGAAUGCCUCCCUCAAAAUUAGCACCUCUAUCAUUCCAAGUAUGUUGACUGACUAGCAUUAAAACCAUAUUAUACAGUGGUUAUUUCUGGUUGGAUGGCACCUUGUAUGCCUCCUUCUGGCAACUCCUGAGGUCAAGCUGGUUCCAAACAUACUGCUAUGCUUUCCUUUGGACCACAUCAGCGAGGCUGAGAGAGAGGGUCUUGUCAUCUGGGCAGCCCAAGACCUCCAUGCACGCUGCCCAUACUUGCACCCCAGGGAGGUCACUUCGGUGAUGCUAACACAGUGGUUUGCCUUCAGCCCUGGAGACGCACUCCAUUGUCUCUCGGGGCAGAUGGAUGCUGACAACAAUGGUGGCUACUUUAGCCAUCCAUCAAAUACACAUAAAGAAUACUAACAAAAGGAAUCACAGGUCUGGUGGUGUAAGUGCUUUUCGGACGCGGUUGAAUCUCUCUCUCCCCCUGGAUCUGCUUUGGCUAUAGGUAACGGGAGACUUGAAAGAUGUUGUGUUUUGAAACUAAGGAUCUCGUUCCAUUUCAGCACAUAAGAACUGGCUCUUGUUUAGUGGUGUGUGGAUUCCCAAAGACCUCUGCUAACCUCAUGCACCAUUUCUUAGUUUGCCAUCGACACGUUGCCCAUGAGAUCUGGUUUAAAUACCCAAACUCUGGUGGCACUUGGAGGCACGGCUAUAGGAAAUAUUUAAAGAAGGAAUUGAGAGGUUUAAAAGUGUAUUCAUCCAUGUGAAACCAAAUCACACAUCCCUGUACCUCUUAGGCCUGUGAAUUCUGUGGGAAAUGUUGCCGUAGGAAAUGAUAGCUCUGUUGCCUUAUGCAUUUGUACUUUGGGUUUUAUAGCCAGAGUUUGAGAAACCUAUGAGAUCUGUCUUUCCUAGGUUGCUGUGUUGGUGUCACGCACAGUGGGGCAUACCCAGCGACUCAUCUUGUGUGGAGCGCUUGCUGCCCUGCACAUGCUCUUCCUCCUUUAUCUGCAUUUCGCUUAUCACAAGGUUGUAGAAGGUAAGAGAGAUCAAUGUUGGGUAGUAGGUUUUUGGAAGCACACACUUCCAGCUGUUUGUUGUUUUCAUCCCAUUGAAAUGAAGGCUUCAGAACUCUGUGAGAACAUCACCCAAAGGAUUGUCUGUUUCAUGCCGCAUCUUCCACUCCCUGUGAGCAGAUAACUACUUGGAUUUAUAAAUUAUAUAGUCUGAGCCCCAUUCCUUCUUUGAGGCCUUUCACACAUAAUGGUUUUCCUGCAGAGCUGAAACUUCUAUACAUGGUAAAUGUCCACACUUUUGUCACAAGUGAUGAAUGCACAGAUGUAUAUGACAUUAUUUAAACUCAAUAAGUAGCCACCUCUCUCCCUCCUCCUCCUCCUCCUCCUCCUCUCUCUCUCUCUCUCACACACACACACACACACACACACACACUCAUGUUAUAUAAAUAAAAGCAAUGAAUUCUGAGUCCCUAAAAUGUCUGAGAAGGAGUAGAUUUUGUUUGUGUUACUCAGUACGGAACUUGAUCAGGUAGGUAGAGGCCUGUUUUUCGAGCAGCUUUGAGAGUGCACUGAAACAGUCGACGUUUUGUACAGUCUGCUAUGUUAACACUUGCAUUCAACGUCUCGUGAUCUGCAACAGUUGUACUGCUUAUCAUAUCAAGUCCUGAACUUUAUUCAGCCUGAACCAACAGCAGUCUUGCACUGCCCCAUCUCUGCCUUGGUGGGCAGAGUGAAUCUGUGGCAUGUUGCCCAUGUAGCAAAAUACUUUCCUAAUGUCAUCUGCUAUGAAGAGCACAAUGCUCAGCUACACCAUGGUUCUGGAAACUGGCUAUAUACACAGUUCCAUCUCAAGACCCACUGCUUCACUGAACUGCAGAUUUGACAUGUAUUGAGAAAAAUAACAUCCAGGAAGACACACACAUAUAGGAGGAGGCUGAAGAGAUUAAUGCUGUGAAACAGCAAAGGGCCAAAGUAAUAUGAAACAAAACUGAUGUAAGUACAGCCUAUGUUUAAUAUUGACUAGACCUGUUCCUUUUCUCACAGGCAUCCUGGACACAUUGGAAGGACCCAACAUCCCUCCUUUUCAGAGAGUUCCCAGAGACAUUCCAGCUGUUUCCUCUGUGGUACUGAACAUGACAACCAAAGCAGUGGGACUUAACUUAUAGCCUUACAGACUGUGUGCCCCCUGCCUCUACAUAGGUCAUGUACUCUGUUGCUGUUACCUGGGAAAAGGGACAAAGUAACGGGAGCAGGACCUGGCUUUAUCUGCAGAUCUCCCCUUGGAAACGGAGAGCAGCAGAAGAGAGAGAAGAUGUAUUUGUCCGGUUUUGGCCAGAUUGUACUGGGCAGAGCUCUUUUUCUGGCCCACUUAGCUUGGAUUGCAUAGCUCAUUCACUUUCCUCCAUACACCUUUUGUUCUUGCUCUUGUCUCUUUAGCCUGUGUACUUGUAAUCCUCUUCUUUGCUGAGGGAAGAAUUAAAUUUAAUGGAUGUCUGUUCUGAGCAAUCUCUUCCAUUGGAUCCUCGUCAUAAAUUAAGAAGAGCAGAGCAGAUAGUUCUGUCCUGUUAGUUUUCCUGCUAUGUUCUAAAAUCCAACCAAACCUAUAAUUUCAUUUGCCCAAGUUGCUUCCCUCAAGUGAGCAGCAUUUGACUUUGGUUGAUGCAAACAAUGGCAGGCUAUGAGCCCGUCUAGACCUCAGAUUAAUUUGAGUGGUCAACCCUUUGUGCCUCUUUUAAUUCCCCCUCGUCCAUGUGGUGUUCUCUCCCAACUGCUGCUAUCCUCCACACUUUCUCUUUCCUAAAUCUGGAGAUUUAGUCUAAGAAUACAGAUAAAUUUGCAUAAGAGCCUGAAAGGAAUUAAGGGCAGAAUUUAGCUACUUUUCAAUAAUAAGGAAAAAGUCAUCAUUUAAAAAGAAAUACCAGUGGCACUGGCUUUUCUGAUUAGAGUUAUUAAUACAGAAACAAUCUCUCUCUGGAUUCCUUAUAUAAAUUGCAGAACAAAAGGACAUAACCCACAUAUUCCAUUUACUGAGUUGUAUUAUUGUAAAUAAUGGACAUGACUAAUUUAGGCCCAUUAAUUUCAAAAGGUCUUUGAAUAUAACAUGUUUAGACACAGGCCUCUGAUUGCACUGGAACAAAGAUGUUCAUUAAGCAGAAUCUUAUUAAAUUGGCCAGUUAGUGAAGCAGAGAGCAGAUCAUUAAAGCAAGUCAACUUAAAUGCUGUCCUAUCUUUGUAAUUAGUUAAUGUUGACAAGUGUGAAGCCUUCACAGUUACAUAAUUAGGAAUAUUGCUUUGGAAUAGUGGAGAGCAAGACUUAACAGCUGAAAUUCUCAGAUAAAAAUCCAGAUCUAUUAAUCUCUGGAUAACAGAAAGCUGAGCCUUUUUUAGACCAUAAUUACCAUAACUAGUUAGGUUACAUUUGCUGAUACAUGUGGCAUGGUACAUUCUAUUCACAAUUUCCACUAGAACACAAAGCACUUUCAUUUAUUUUUCUGCCCUGAUCUAAUUCUCUCUAUUUUUAAGCAGCCAAUGCGUAAUCAGGGAUAUAGAAAAGAGGGAUUGAGAUUCAUUUAACAAGAAAAAGAUUAAAGGUUUCUGUUUUUUGAAAAAAUGGUAUAAAUAAAAUGCAACUCUUAACACUAAUGGAUGUAUCGUGAAUAUUGAACCUUACAAAUCCUUCUAAAUUUCCAGUGCCUUUUCAGAUUACUGGGUUUCAAUGUGAUAAGGCCAAUGUUUCCUACAAAGUACCUUAGCCAGUAAGGGAAUAAAACUUGUAAUGGUGGUAAACCA
Molecule: messenger RNA, 10522 nt
Organism: Podarcis lilfordi (Lilford's wall lizard)
Lineage: Eukaryota; Metazoa; Chordata; Lepidosauria; Squamata; Lacertidae
Source: the annotation of a GenBank genome assembly